GCCAGUUAAAUAUUAGUCAAAAUCAGCAAGACGACACCGUUCUGGUUUUUGAACCUCCUCCGGUUCUAUCUUCUCUCAUCUCCUCACUCCAUUCACCUUUUCUGUCCUCUGUGACCUGUCCAUUAUUCAGCUAAUGUUUGACCAUAAUUAGAAGGGGUGUAGAUUGUUAAAUCAUCCAUGACUUGCACCAGUAAUUUACAUAUGCUGCUGCAGCUUGACGAAUUAUUAGAGGUGGCAUUUGUUUCUGAACAAUUUGGAAGUUGGGGAAACGUUGGUAAUCCUUGCUUUGUGAUUCUAUGCUUUCAUUAUUUCCGACUGCGUUGGUGGACUUAGAUGGAUGUUCCCUCAGUUGAACUACAUACUGAAAGUCAAAAUGACUUCCCAUUACCAAUGGAGUGGCCAGAUACCGUUAGCUGUAGCGAUCAUAUUAUUGAUAUACCAAUUGCUGAUUCAGCCUCAUCUAAUUCAUCACAUGAUAGAACUUCCAAUGGCUUGGAUGGUUUGCGGGAAGAAUCUGCUAGUGCUAGAACUCCUCUCACCCAUCCAGCAACUUCUUCCAAUGGAUCAAACAACAGAAACUUCUCAUUUGUGAGGAGGGGAGAUGCCCAAUGUCACAGGAGUCCACUAAAUUCUGGUUUAUGGAUUUCUGUUGAACUAGUUCUCACAGUGAGCCAAAUUGUUGAGUCUAUUGUUGUUUUGUCAGUGUACAAUAAGCAUCCACAUACGCCUUUGUUUGAAUGGAUUGUGGGUUAUGCUUCUGGAUGUGUUGCCACCCUCCCUUUUCUAUAUUGGCAUUAUCAUCAAAGUAAUCAUGUUUCAGAACCAGAAUCAGUGCAAUCUCAUAAUCCUUCAGCUCUUGUUAAUGUUCCUAGUGGACCAUUUUCUAUGACAGUUUCUAGAAUUUCAAAGGGGGAGGAUCAACAGGCUGCUGUUACAUCCAAUAGAGGUGGACAACAUACAGUACUUAGUGCAAGAUUCAAGGUACUAGUGGAAUACUUCAAAAUGGCUCUGGAUUGCUUUUUUGCAGUUUGGUUUGUCAUCGGCAAUGUGUCGAUAUUUGGGGGGCAUUCAUCCUCAGAUGCUCCAAACCUGUACUGGUUAUUUAUAAUGUUCCUUAUUCUUAGCUGUAUUGGUUACGCCAUGCCUCUCAUUCUGUGUGCAACAAUUUGCUGCUGCUUUCCUUGUAUAAUUUCUAUCCUUGGGUCAAGAGAGGAUCUGGCACAGACCAGAGGGGCCACAGCAGAAUUAUUAGAUGCUUUACCUACAUACAAGUUUAAGUUGAAAAAUACUAAAAGUGGUAAUGACAGAGAUAGCAGCUCAGGUUCUGGUGAGGGUGGGGUGGUGGCGGCUGGAACAGAAAAGGAGCGUGUGAUAUCUGGAGAAGACGCGGUUUGUUGCGAUUGUUUAGCAAAAUAUGCAAACAAUGAUGAGUUGAAAGAGUUACCAUGUUCUCAUUUUUUUCACAAGGAGUGUGUGGAUAAAUGGCUAAAGAUUAAUGCCUCAUGCCCACUUUGCAAGAGUGAGGUUGGUGAAACAGUUCUUUGUUCAGUUGCUGGCACGCAUACUAGUAUCUUGGGUACUCUCUUUGGGAGUAAUGACGGCUAGCAAAGGGGCGAUGGGAGAGCAGGCAAUAGCUCAAUAACCAGUUAACCACGUUGUUCUAACAUGGAAAAUAUAUAUUGUCAUCCUCUCUGCAUGUGAAUGACAGGCCUACUUAAAAACCUGAAAAUCUCUUGUUGUAUGGUGGAUGAAUUGAUAUUUAGCUUGGGAGAUGCAAGGAAAUUGCCUUUGGCUAAGCACUGUUACAUACGGAUUGUACACUGCACUGGCGGCAUCAUUUGGCUGUCUGGAGAUCUAUCUUGUUGCAUAUUGAUUAAAACAUUUAUGUGUAUCUAAUACCCACGUAAAGAAAUAGAAAUAAAUUAAGAUGGUGGAGAAUUGUAACUU
Molecule: messenger RNA, 1947 nt
Organism: Mangifera indica (mango)
Lineage: Eukaryota; Viridiplantae; Streptophyta; Magnoliopsida; Sapindales; Anacardiaceae
Product: E3 ubiquitin-protein ligase At1g12760
Source: RefSeq, a predicted model, not a curated record